UGUUGGCAGCUGGCCUGGUACAUCCAUUUUUUGUUAUUUUUGGCACGGGUAGAAAUAUUGUCUAACACUUUUAUAUUCUCUACAUGUUUUAGAUUUUUGUUUGUCGCUGUUAUAUUGCAGUGUUUAUUUUGAUGACUGAACGAAUAUGUGGAGGUGUUAAUUUAGACGGCACCUUCUAGCCUACGCCCCUUUCCAGAAGGACUUAAAUGUGAGCGCGGCGGACUUGUGCUUCGCAGUCAAAGCCAGUGAAGAAGGGGAUGCUGUAGAGAGAACCAACCUCAGGCAGCAGUUGUCUGUACUUGACAUUUUCUACCCUAGUUCGUACAGUUGCAGUUUCCUGCCCCAAGAUGAAGACCAUACUUGCUGCAUACUCCGGAGUCCUGCGAGGCACCGGAUCCAGCAUCCUCUCCUCUCUUAAAGACCUGCCUGCGACUCCUUGGCUGUCCCGAUCCAAGAUGGAGAAACAGCUCCAGAUGAUCUCUGUUCUCCAGUGGAUCCUAUCCUUCCUUGCCAUGGGUGCAGCCUGCACUGCGCUCCUCGUCUACCUGUUCUGCACAGACCUCUGGGUGAUCGCCGCCAUGUACUUUGCUUGGCUCAUAUUUGACUGGAAUACACCAAAAGAAGGAGGCCGCAGGUCGUCCUGGGUGAGGAACUGGGCUAUGUGGACAUACUUCAGGGACUACUUCCCCAUCAGACUCAUUAAGACUCACGACCUUCUGCCCAGCCGUAACUACAUCUUCGGCUACCACCCCCACGGCAUAUUCUGCUUUGGUGCCUUCUGCAACUUUGGGACUGAGGCUACGGGAUUCUCCAAGAAAUUUCCAAAAAUCAAGCCCUCAUUGGCCACACUGGCUGGGAAUUUCCGGAUGCCAGUUCUACGGGACUAUCUCAUGUCUGGAGGCAUUUGCCCAGUGAAUCGCAAUUCCAUUGAUUACUUGCUGUCACGGAGUGGAACUGGCAAUGCUGUGGUCAUCGUUGUUGGCGGUGCAGCGGAAUCACUUGACUGUGCCCCAGGGAAGAAUUCUGUCACACUCAAAAGCCGCAAAGGCUUCAUAAAGCUGGCUCUUCAGCAAGGGGCAGACCUGGUGCCGGUGUAUUCCUUUGGGGAAAAUGAGGUGUACAAACAGGUGAUCUUUGAGGAGGGCUCAUGGUGGCGGUUCGCCCAGAAGAGGCUGCAGAAGUUGGUGGGCUUCGCUCCCUGCGUCUUCCAUGGCUGUGGCCUCUUCUCCUCAGAUUCUGUGGGCCUGGUGCCCUACUGCAAACCCAUCACCACCGUAGUGGGAGAGCCCAUCACUGUGCCAAAGUUUGAGGAGCCCAGUCAGGACGUUGUGGACUUGUACCAUGCCAUGUACAUCAAGUCUCUCAAGAAUCUCUUUGACAAGUACAAGACUCGGUUUGGGCUGAAGGAGAGUGACUCGCUGCUUAUCCAAUGAGAGCGAGGAGGAGACGUCACCUCACAAUCCAGCUGACCCUGACCAGUGGCCUCUGCUGCCGUGCCGACCAGCCCUCCCUCCCCUCCGCACCCCACCAAAGUGCUUUAUAUGGAGAGUAUGAUCUUGUGAAAAUGCAAUGGAAAAGUAUGCAAGUGUGAAGACAUAAGCCUCUGUCGCCCCGUUGUCAAGGUGAAAUGUCAGUGAAGUGAAGUGCAUUGACCUGUUAAACACUACUUUGGAAAAGUGCUGUUAAAUAGUUUUAUCCACUCUCAAAUUCAGAACAGUUGACAUCGAUACUGAGUGGUACAGGCAACGUUUGUAAUUCCCACCACUUUGCAAAAUGGUACAAAAAGAAUCAACAGGUGCAACAGUUUGAUACAAAUGUGCCAUUGUACUCCCCUGCCACUAGGUGGCAAUAAAUAAUUUGAAAAGAAUAGUGAUUCUUUUAAGGAUAAAAAAGCUGCACUCAACAGACUUAAAAAAGUUUUCAGUAUUUCAUACAUUGAUUAUAUAUAUAUCAAUAUAGAGUUGUUUUUUUUAACUGCACAAGCAAUGCACCGUGUUGCCUGACUAUCACUUGACUAUUAUUUUGCCAAAGACUUCUUCAGAUACACUCAGUUGCCAGUUUAGGAACACUGCUUUAGAGCUAAUGCAGUUUAAUAUACCAGUUCCGUAGUAAAUCUUAGUUUCAUGAAGGUUAUGAUACUCAGUAUUUGUUUAACUAAUUUAGAGAGCUGUUGAAUCAACAGUGUGCUCAUUUUGGAGGCUGCAGUAUGGUGCUGCAGUAAUUGUAUUGCACGACACACAUUUCUUUUGUUUUGACCAACCCAUUUCAAUCAGUGAAGCUAGUCCAAAUAACAGAAAUAUCUUUGUGUUUAAUUCAAUACAGUCUAACAGCACCACUAAGUACACUUUCCAAAAUGAUUGGACAUCUGAAAUGCCCUCUCAAAUAGGGUUUCAACAAUUAUACCAACCAUGAAGGGAGAUUUAUUAUAAGACAUUUAUUAGACAGCAUUUGUGUUUCACUACAUCUACCUAAUAAUCUGGCAAUGGAGUGUGUAUGAAGUACAUCAUAUGACCUUACUAAAUAAAAACAACUACCUACCAUAAAUGCAAAUCUGUAAAAACACAAAGUAUUCUAUGAACAAUGAAUGUGUGUUGUGCCUUUUUCUACCUGUUAUGAAGCUAAAGCAUAGGCCUAGCAAUCCCCACUCUCACAUGUCAAUGUGAUCCCAUUUGGUCUUCUGGCUUCUCCCUCCAGUGUUUGCCUUUCCGUUUAUACUCUGCUGUAUUCAGUGUUUAUAUUGCCAACCAUUUCACACCUUUUUUAUAAGAAUUGAAUCUUUCUAUAACAUCAAAUGAUUGGUGCAUAGCCAGAUUGACAUGGGUUUCCAAAGGUGCAGUAUUUGUAUGAUAAGCCAAGCCAACACAAUACAAUAAGCUGUUUGUUCCACUGGUCCUAAUAAAAUUGCCUCAACUAACACAGCUUCUCUGAAUGCUUUGAUGUGAGGACAAUGUGGAGAAAUUCAAAUUCAAAGUUUAAAUAAGAUGAGUUUCAUACAUUUUUGCCAACAUUGAAAACACAGGACUGGGCUUAGUCCAGAUGACAAAAAUAUAAUGUUGAAAUACAGGUGGUUGUUUGAUUUUUUUCUCUGCUUGAUUGCUUUAUACUUCCUGCUGAGAAAACAAGAAAAAGGUGUAUGUGUCUAUGGAAUUCAUGUGCAAUAAAAACAUUCAUCAAGUUAUGUUCCGAAUGUCAAAUGUACAAUGUGCCUAUUAAACUUUUUUAAGUUUUUUGAAAAGAAA
Molecule: messenger RNA, 3239 nt
Organism: Alosa alosa (allis shad)
Lineage: Eukaryota; Metazoa; Chordata; Actinopteri; Clupeiformes; Clupeidae
Gene: dgat2
Product: diacylglycerol O-acyltransferase 2
Exons: 8
Coding region: 348-1433 (361 amino acids)
Biological process (GO): triglyceride biosynthetic process
Cellular component (GO): endoplasmic reticulum membrane
Molecular function (GO): diacylglycerol O-acyltransferase activity
Source: RefSeq, a predicted model, not a curated record